Messenger RNA from Phoenix dactylifera (date palm), 476 nucleotides. The record is from RefSeq and is a predicted model, not a curated record. Lineage: Eukaryota; Viridiplantae; Streptophyta; Magnoliopsida; Arecales; Arecaceae.
UCCUUCUGAUUUCUCACAUACUAGUAGUCAUGGAGUGCAAGGGUGUGAAGGCGAUCUUCGCAAUAGCUGCCAUUCUGGCCUUGCUUGUUGGGCAAAACUCGGCAUCAACGCAUUCAAAUUGCUAUGAUCCUUGUUACGCCCAUUGCAGGUGGGAGACUUAUCCCCCUUGGUUUUGUAAAUACCAGUGUACUCUUGAAUGUCUCGUUCCUCCUCCUGCUGCAAAGGUUGACUCCGGGUGUAGCCUUGCAUGUGCCAAGUCCUCCUGUGGCCAACAUGAUAAUCCAGAGGGAAUUGAUAUGGGGGCCUGCUUGUUUCAAUGCUCAAAGAGCUGCACCAAAGUGACGAAGUCUCUCUGAUGGACGUCUUCUUACGUCAUGGGAGAUCUAGGAGUGAUGAAAAGAAUAAGCUCUUGGCUUUAACUUGCAAUAACAUGAAAAUAAUGUCCUCCAAGUUUGAAUGAUGUAUGGCAGAAUUUA